UUAUCCCGUAGGUGACUUAGUUUGCAACUCCCGAGGUCUCUGUCUCUCCUCCCCGUGCCUGUAAUAGCCAGUAAGUGGUGGCACAGUGCGUACCAACCUCCACUGUCCAAGGAGAUCACACACAUACGCAGACUCCUCUUUCGUUCUCUGGAUUUGCUUCUCUCUCUCUAAACCUCUCUCUAUCCAAUUGAUAGCUUUCGCUUUUCUUUUUACUGGGUUCUGCUGCUUCUAUUUCCUUCUUUAUUGAAGCUUCUUCAAAAGCGCAUCAAUUAUAAAGCAAACGCCUUUCUGCUCAUUUUCCUGUUUUUUUAACGAACCCACUGACGGAGUGUACACUCAUUGCUUUGUUAAGAAAGUCAGAAGUACUGGAGAAUUUUUUCCAAUUUGAGUUGGGCACGAAUCGGCUAGUGUGUGGCAAUAUUUCUAUGGAUCAACAGGCGAUUAUGAAUGACGGGACCUACAAUUUGGCGGAGAUCUGGCAGUUUCCGGUGAAUGGGAACGGGAAAAGUCAGUUUGGGCAGAGUCUGGGUGCUCAGUUUGGGGAUUCGAACCGGGAUGUUUCGUGCAAUGAUCCGAUGAAUUUGGAACAAAGAGGAAAUCGUGGUGGCGGCAUCGCCGGUGCAAGAAAACGGCGUGAUGUGGUGGAGGUUGAUUCCGCAAAGGUCCUUUCUUCAAGCAAUGGCAAUAGCAAUGGAGUGAGCGAUUCUGAUACAAAAAAGCUUAAAACAUCUGGAAGUAGAGAUGAUAAUCGCAAUUCCAAAACUGAUGCAGAAACCAGUUCAGGCAAGCAUGUGGAGCAGAACGUUCAACCACCAGAACCACCUAAACAAGACUACAUACACGUACGAGCUAGAAGGGGUCAAGCUACCGAUAGCCACAGUCUAGCAGAAAGAGCUAGGAGAGAAAAGAUAAGUGAAAGGAUGAAAAUUCUUCAGGAUCUAGUCCCUGGUUGUAAUAAGGUUAUUGGCAAAGCUGUGGUCCUUGAUGAAAUUAUUAAUUAUAUCCAAUCACUACAACGUCAAGUUGAGUUCCUAUCCAUGAAGCUUGAAGCAGUAAAUUCAAGAGUGAACCCCGAAAUUGAAGCAUUUCCUUCUAAAGACUUUGGCCAACAAACCUAUGAUACUACAGGCGUGACAUUUGGUUCACAAGCCACAGGGGAAUACAGCCGUGGUGCAUCACUGGAUUGGUUGCAUAUGCAGGUUGGUGGUGGUUUUGAAAGAACAUCAUGAUCUAAAAAGAUAAUCAUCAAUCGGUAAUAAGCGCACCAAGUAGCAAUUGUUCUUCCUUCAGUGGCUGUCAGAAUAUAUACCCCCACUAUGUUAAAUCAAAGAUGGAACAUAUUUCAUUUUCAACAUCAGACUUGGAGCUGUUGCUGUCUAAAAAAGACUGCUUGAGUUAUCAUCUAGACAUCUCCAUUCAAUAGUGUGUUGGAAAAUGAUUCUUUACUACAUAUAUAUCUUUUGACAGGCUUCACUUUCUUCUCUGUCUGAGUACCUGAAUAGUGCCUUUUAGAACGACUAUUGCUCUUGUAAAAGAAAGUUGUUUGUUCAAAAUUUUUAAUGCCUACAACUUGUAUAAACCUUGUUUUCGACGUUGGAUUUGAGAAGCAGAAGCUUGUUCGAUAAAGUAAGCCUAUUAAGAGCUCUGUAUCUUUGGAAGAAACUUAUCUGUAUCUUUGGAAGAAACUUAUUUGAUAAAUCAUAACGAUUAUACCCUUGAUGAUCCUUAUUUUA
Molecule: messenger RNA, 1733 nt
Organism: Hevea brasiliensis (rubber tree)
Lineage: Eukaryota; Viridiplantae; Streptophyta; Magnoliopsida; Malpighiales; Euphorbiaceae
Product: transcription factor BHLH089
Exons: 6
Coding region: 426-1229 (267 amino acids)
Biological process (GO): regulation of DNA-templated transcription
Cellular component (GO): nucleus
Molecular function (GO): protein dimerization activity; DNA-binding transcription factor activity
Source: RefSeq, a predicted model, not a curated record